Pseudophryne corroboree (corroboree frog) is the source of this 3914-nucleotide messenger RNA. It is a transcript of the gene INTS5, whose product is annotated as integrator complex subunit 5. Bases 306 to 3125 code for a protein of 939 amino acids. The record is from RefSeq and is a predicted model, not a curated record. Gene Ontology annotation, cellular component: integrator complex. The transcript is spliced from 3 exons. Gene Ontology annotation, biological process: snRNA 3'-end processing. Lineage: Eukaryota; Metazoa; Chordata; Amphibia; Anura; Myobatrachidae.
UGGCAGGGAAAUAAAGAGGGCACCGCAGUAAUGCAACCCGGGACACCGCCGGGCUGUCGGCACUGUACUGACGUCACGUCUCAGGAGAGGAUUUCCCGCCCCACAGCUUCUGACCCAAUCACAGCCUCUGAUUUCUCUAUCUUUCUCAUUUGCUAACGAUGCAGCUGUCAGCCACUUGGGGUCGAAGGUCAGAGCGAAUCCAAGAUGGCGCACUAGCGAGGAGGAGGUGAGAGCGGGCCCGGUGUAUAGGCAUAGAUAGAUGUGAUGCAUCUAUAUGACCCAAUUUCUUUUUGAAACCUGUCCUCAUGAUUUCCUCCCAGCCACUGGGGGUCAGUCCCCAGCUCAGCCCACAGGAGCUCUCCCUUCAGAUCAAGUCAUUCUUAAGUGGCUCCGAUCCCCAGCACGGACAGAAACUGAGCCCUCGUGACCAUGCUCGCUGCUCCUUGUUACUGCUACGCUGCCUUCCUCCUGCACGCCAUGCUGUACUGGAACAUCUGCGCUCUGUUUUUCAUGACGGUGUCUCUUCUUUCUUAAGUGAAAGAAGUUCUCAAGACUCCCUUCCACAGUCCUCAUCCUCUCAACGUCGAGGGCCACCUCCCCCAUCCACUCUUGGUCUGGCUGAAGUGACGCAGGAAGUGCAGAAGGUUUUAGAGGAGUUUAUUAGGCUGAAUCCCAGGGCUUGGGCACCUCUAAUUUCUGCCUGGUCUAUUGAGCUUAUGGGACAGUUGAGCAGCAAGCAUGCAAACAGACAGGGCAUGCCGCACUCUACAAGCCUUAAUGAACUGUUGCAACUAUGGAUGUCCUGUGGAGCUACACGUGUUCUUAUGGACAUCUAUACUCAUUGCCUGUCUACUAUGAUUGACAGCUGCCCAGAUGCUUGUGUGGAUGCUUUACUAGAUACCUCAGUACAACACUCUCCACACUUUGACUGGGUGGUAGCUCACAUUGGGAAUUCUUUUCCAAGUACCAUAAUUAGCCGAGUGCUAUCUUGUGGCCUGAAGGAUUUCUGUGCACACAACUCACCUGCUGAGACUCCUGAGAAGCGAGUGCCAAAGCUAGGCUCAGUAGUGGGCAUUCUAGGACAUUUAAGUUCACGCCAUGGAAACAGCAUUCGUCAAGAGAUCCUUAGGAUGUUUCAUGAAAGCUUGCGGCCUGGGAGCAAGCAGCAGAGAGCAACACUGCCUUAUCUCUUACAACUUGCUGCUCUCUCGCCAUCCUUGUUGGGAACUGUUUGCCAAGACUUGGUGGAUUCUUUGAAGCCCUCCACAUUAGCCCAACUGCAACAGCACUGCUCUACGCUUCCUAGAGAGGAACUGGACAACAUGCUGAACUUGUGUGUGCAUCUGGCAUGCCAGACUUCCACAGGUGCCCCAAGACUCCUGCGUUUUCUUCUGGAUACAGCAAUGCCUGCCUCUGUCAUAACCACACCAGGGCUGGCAGUGCAUGACUCUGUGAGGGAAGCCUGUGACCGCAUUGUGAGGCUUAUGCUACUCAAUUUUCAGAAACAAGUAUAUGGACGGACAGGGGUAAGAGGUCCAUCUGACGCCCAGCCACGAGCUGUGCCCUUCUUGGAUGCCAUGAGAGGAAAUCUGAGAGAGAUGUGUGCCGAAAUGCUGCGUUUAGAAAGGAAACGCCACCUAUGGCUUCAUCAACUUCUGGGCUUGUUGUGUAUAUAUAGUAGCCCCUCGUGUGCCCCAGAAGCACUGUGUCUGUUACUCACCAUGGCUCAGAGUUCUGAGGAGCUUGGCCUAGCAGUCCAGCUUCAUGCUGUCCUCUCUUCCUCUAUGCAAGGUUUAGCUCAAGCUGCUGUAACCCGCUGUGUAGAUCAGAUUCAUGCAGGCUCCCUUACAGAUAAGAGAGCACUUCAGCUUCUGCAGAAUUUGGCACUAGUGGUUCAGAGUGAAGAAGGGGGUAUGGGGAGGGAAGUAGGGGUGGCACUAUCUGAGCACUUAUCUGAUUUUGGUCAUCUGCUUCUACACAACAAUCCUGGAGUGUGUGAGGCUGCCUGUCUACUACUGUGCUGCUGUCCCUUGCCACCUUCUUUACCUCCAGCCCAGCUCCAUCUCCUUAUCCGCUCAUCCUCUUACCUCCUGUUUCGUUCAAUGCACAUACGCAGCAGUACGGGAAUAAGCAAUGCCUCCUGGCUACUCUUGCAGCUCUGCAAAGUAUCUCCUGCUGGUAGGAAAGCAGUCCUGCACCAGCUAGUGGAAGGGGCUCUGCAUCAAGGAAAUGCGGGACUAUUUGGAGGGCAAGGCUCCAUCGCUGUGGCUGAAAAACUAGAGGGAGUGGCUGCUUCGCUUCUGGAAAAUAACAGUCAUCUUGGCUCUACUGUAGACUUUUCAGGAAGUGUGUGGUCUGUUUUUCAUGCAGGAGUGAUUGGAUCAGGGUUAAAGCCAGAGGAGAAAAGUACACAGAGCGGGCAGGAAGAAUGUGCAGAAAACACUCAAAGUCUGCUUUCUCUAUUAUGCGGCUGCUGUGCCAAAAAGGAGGAUGGAGAUGAACAGCUGGCUACAUUAGACCCUGAGGCAGCCAAGACACUGGCAGUAACAAUAACUGAAUGUGCAUGCCCUGAUGUGACCAACAGUGAGUUGGCGUGGCCUCCCGAGGAGCAUGCACGUACCACAGUGCAAAGAGACUUACUCAUCUACAUGUGCUUCCGUAAAAAUCCUUUACUUUUCCAACUCCUCCAUCUUGUAGCACAGGGCCGCCCUGCCCUCUGCUAUUGUUCAGUGCUGCUCAGAGGUCUUCUUGCUACACUGUUGGCGCAAUGGGAGGCAUCCCGUGAGUUGUCCUCCAUAGAUUCACCAUGGCACCUGAUGGCUUCAUGUGAGUUAGUGUCAUGUAUGGGAGAGGGACAGUUGCUUCCACCAGCCCUCACAAACAUGCAUGAGAUGCUCCCCCUCCUUGCACCAUAUGAGGUCCGCUUGCUUCUCCUAAGUGUCUGGGACUUUGUUCGAGAAAAUGGUCCUUUCCCCCAAAGAUUUGUGUUUCAGACAGAAAGAGGGACAUUUAGCAGAGAUUUCACACGAGAGGGUGACCCUGCCAAAUACAUGGGUAUUGUCCACAGUGUGUUACAUCGCAACAUUGACCGCCUUGGGCUGCUGUCUGGCAGGUUCCAAUUAUGACCACCUUGGGCUGUUCUCUAGGAGGUUAACGUUUUGCUGUAGCACAUGAACAGCUGUGUUUACUUUUCCAUUGGAAAUAUGAAUAUAUGUCCUGUUUCUGUAUGAUUUGAACAAAAAAUUUAAAAAAAUCAAUCGCGUAAUAAAACUUUAUGUUCCAUAGAAAAGCAAAAUGAUUAAAAAAAACAAGGUUACUCAGAGCUGGAUGCAGUUGCAGUAGUGACUUUUGCAGCUACUCAUGCUAUUUAGAUGCCCUUCAGCUGUGGCAUGAUACUGUCAAUAUGAAUACAUAGAUGUACCAUCGACCAUUGCACCUGCCAAGUGACAAUGGUCGCUGGUGUCAAUGCAGCUGCCUCUUUAAACAGAGUUACUGACACUGAUACGCCCGCAGCUGAUAGCCACCCCUCCAGUUACUAUCCAGAAACACCCAUUGAAAUUGCAUUAUCUCCCAGCUGUAACACGCAGUGCAUCCUGUAUGCGUUCGCAGAGGAAAAUCAUUAGAGGCAACAGACUCCUAAUCACCCCUGCAAUAUUGUCUCAUAAGGGAGAUAGAACAGACCUAUGUUAGUGCAUGUUUGCCUUAGAUGUUCUGCUGUUACGUAUGUUAUAUAAAUGAGAGUUUAUGGUAAAUAUUUCUAUUGCACUCACACUUGUGCUGUUACAGUGCCUUAGUACAGCUGUGUCAUUAGUUCUCCUAGAUACAGCUCAUCUGUUUCAUAUAAAGCUAACAUGAAAGUAAAAUUAUUACCGUUAAAUGGUUAAAAAAAUAAAAUAAAGAAAAAUUCAAAUAAA